This is a messenger RNA of Uloborus diversus, 2287 nucleotides long. RefSeq lists its product as uncharacterized. The record is from RefSeq and is a predicted model, not a curated record. Gene Ontology annotation, molecular function: protein binding. Lineage: Eukaryota; Metazoa; Arthropoda; Arachnida; Araneae; Uloboridae.
GACGUAAAAAGAAGUGGCUUGCAGAACGAGAGAAAUUAUCGUUUACCUGUACAGUUAUAUAUAAAUUUAUAUUGAAGCAACGGGGUAUCAGAAGCUACCUUUAAUGCGAGAAUUUUAGAGAAUGGAAAUUUGUACAAAAUGGCUAACAACAGGAAUUACUUUCUUUUUCAUGAUAUCGCUCGUUAGUUGCUUCUAUCCUGAAUAUUACAUUGAAGAUUCCUGUAAGCAAGGAAACGAAACUAUAAUAAUUGAUACUACAAAAGCUGGCUCUGCGGGAAUACUGAAAGCGACUUCUCGUCCUCCAUACAAGCCUAAUAAAAACUGCAAAGUUAUUAUCAAGCCUCCAUCUGAUCAAGGCAUUGUUCUUAGCAUUCGCAAUGUUGACCUUCGGACAGGUGUUAAUUACGAAAUAUGUCAAGAUUAUAUAAAGGUUUAUCAUUCCGACCAUUACAAGUCUCCAAUCAUCCUUUGUAGUUUUAAGUAUGAUUUGCAGGAAAAACUUUCGUUUUUCACUAAGGGUUCCAUGACAUUCAUCUAUCACACUGAAUUGAAACUGGAUGGAAAGUAUGACGUGGAAACGGGAUUUACGUUUACAUUUACAUCGGUUUAUUUAGACAUUCAAGAUUGCAAACAUGACAGUAUGUUUAUGUGUAAUAAUGGAAGGUGCAUUUCAAAGGAUAUGACAUGCGAUGGUCGAAACAACUGCGGAGACAGCAGCGACGAAUCUCCAAUGUAUUGUGAUAAUGACCCUUCAUACUUCUUAAGGAUAACAGAUGGAAUGUAUGCUUUCAUUCUUGCAAUCUUCAUAUCUUUGAUUGUUCUGGGUUUAUUUUUCAUUGUUCGAUACAAAAGGAGGAGAAAUGCUGAUACGGAUGCCUUGACGGAUCAUGAUGAGCCAAUGGCUAGGGUAUCUCCAUACGAAGCCAUACAUCCAACUGGCUUUUUUAUCUGUCAAAAUCCUGCAGGACCAAAUACACUAUUUUCUAGCAACUCUAAAGUAUUGCAGUCUGAUGAAGGAUUUUCUAAUCCUUGUUAUCCAACAGGCAUUCCAAUGUCACCACCACCGUACAGUCAGUAGAUUUUGUUUUAAAUGUAUAGUUGAACCUUUUCUACACAGCUUUGAUGGUGAAUUGAAAAGUAAAAUAUAAAUUGAAUUGUUUGGUUGAAAAGCAAUCUCUAUAUUUUCCAUAUUGUAAUUAUUUUGAAUCCAUCAUUUCUAAGUUAAAAGUUUUCGAUGCACUGGUUUCACUAUUAAUUAAAAAUUAUAUUAUUGAGCUAUAUAAGGGUUUCUUUUGCAAAAGGUUAUCAUACUUACCAUGCUAUGAAAGCAAUUUGGAGGAAACUCUUAACUUAUGGCUUUUUUUCAAAUAGUUCAAUGUUUCAUACGCCAUUACGAAUUGUAGCAUUCAAGUCUGCAAUAUUUCAUAAACAUUAUUCUGAAUAAAAUCAUGCAAUUCGUUUUGGAUGUGAGGCAGUGAGAAGCAAAGGGAUACAAGUGGCAAAAUUAAAAAUUUGGAGGUUACCAGUACAAAUGGUAGGUGAACCCCUCCUCUUUCUUGGGGCAAGAUAUAGUACUAGUAGCCCUGGUAAGUUCCGGUAUACAACUUGAUUUAGAAAAAAAAUUUCAAUCAAAGCCUACCUAGGAUCUGGUCUUUAAACGCGUUUUACUCAAAAACGUCAAAUUGUCCACUUGCACCCCUUUGCUUCUCACUGCCUCAUGUAUAAAAUGCUCUUGAAACAAGCAACAUUGUCUUACAUAAAAGUAAUCUCUUUCAUCUAGUCAUGCAAAAUGCAAAACUUAUAAACAAUACGUUGAAUUGAAUUUAAAUGAUUGCAAAGUUGAGUAAAUGGUUAAGGGAAAUGUUGUGCCAAAUUUUGUUACCAAAUUUUAAUAUCCGAUCUAUGAGUAACAUUGAUCCCGCAGUAUUGUUUUAGCGCAAAUGAUAUUGAAAAAAAAAAUGUUUUUCUCUAUGAAUUAAAUGCAAAAGGUAUAACGAAUGUAUAACGAUCGAAACGAAUAACGAGUUAAAAGCCAGUUCUUAGGUUUGUUAUAGAAAAUUUUAAACUACUACUAAAAAUAAUUUGUUUCUGAUACAUUAAAAUGUAAGUGAUCUUUCUAUAAAUAUUGUAUAUAUUAUUUAAAAAUAUUUUUUAUAAUAUUGUGUAUAAAUAUAACUUUGAAGAAAACAUUGUACAAUUCCGUCCUUUUAAAAUAAACAAUUGUUUUGUAAUAUCAAUGAAAAAUGUUCAGAUUAUUUAAGAAUGUAUUUCAUAACUAAUGAAUAAA